Molecule: messenger RNA, 444 nt
Organism: Sordaria macrospora k-hell
Lineage: Eukaryota; Fungi; Ascomycota; Sordariomycetes; Sordariales; Sordariaceae
Source: RefSeq, a predicted model, not a curated record
AUGGUAGCCAGCUUCGACUCUCCAGACGGGGCCGAUGUCAAGAACUUUGGGCACGCACAGUUCAUGAGGGACCAGCAAAGAGCUCUGGCGGCAUUACAUCGUCGCUUGACGCUAGACGGUGUCGAGUUUCCCGUUAUUGAUCGGAAGAGGGUGCCGCCGGGCGUAGUUAAAGUCCCGGUCACUUUGCACCAGCAUGUACCUAGCAACGCGAUUUUUGUGGGCGGGUCGAUGGGCAUGCAGGUAAUUGAGCAGGAAGACGACCAAACGGCGGCUCAACCUGCUUCGGGAUGGUGGCUGCUGUCAGCCAUCGAGGACCCAAGUAUACCCCCUCCCCAAAGAUCGCCCGAAGGACAUUGCAAAGUUGGGACCGUCGCCAACCGUAUAGCCGGCGACUUCACUGGUCGGAGGGUGCUCAGGGAAAUCACCAUCGAAGAGGCGCCGUAG